AGCCAGCAGUGACAUCACUCUCCAGAAAUCCCCCUUGCUUCAGUAAAGACGAAGCGCCCGAGCGACGGAGAGAGACAAAUAGAGAAAUAAAGGAGUUUGCUGCUGUUCCGAGCUUCUUGUGUGUUUAAGCUGAUUUUACAACCAAGACGUUAAAGGAUGUCCCUGUAUCCAUCCCUCGAGGACCUCAAGGUCGACAAGGUCAUCAAGGCUCAGGCCCAGUUUGCCCAGACCACCACCCCCAUGCCAGCCAUAACUGAGGGAACCUACCAGUUCCAGCCUGCCACUGCUGGGAUGCCAGGAUCAAGCUUGUACCCGAACCUGGAGGAGCUGGGAGACUACAUGGGUCUGGCCCUUAACAGUGAUGAAGUCCAGAGGAACCUGGCCUUGAUGCCUGUGGCUGACAAUCAAGUGGCAGUGCCCUCCCUCUCAGGCGUUGGGGGGAUGGUGCGGCCGGUGACGGGGGCAGACGUCGGCAUCAGGAGGGCAGAGAUCCGCCCAGGGCUGCGGGAGAUUAUCCUCUGUAAGGACCAGGACGGGAAGGUGGGACUCCGUCUCAGGGCCAUCGACAACGGAGUGUUUAUCCAGCUGGUGCAGGCUAACUCCCCUGCGGCCCUGGCCGGACUGCGUUUCGGGGACCAGGUCCUUCAAAUCAACGGGCAGAACUGUGCCGGCUGGAGUGUAGACAAGGCCCACAAGGCCCUGAAGAUUGCGGCCGAGACUCGCAUUGAGCUUGUUGUCAGGGACAGGCCAUUUCAGCGCACCGUCACCAUGCACAAAGACAGCUCAGGCCACGUCGGCUUUAUCUACAAGUCUGGUAAAAUCACCUCACUGGUCAAGGAUGCCUCUGCCGCCCGCAACGGCCUGCUGACUGAACAUUACAUCUGUGAAAUUAAUGGGCAAAACGUCAUUGGACUCAAGGAUUCUCAGAUCAAGGACAUUCUGGCCACCUCUCCGACCGCCAUGACCAUCACCAUAAUGCCCAAGUUCAUCUAUGAACACAUGAUUAAGAGGAUGUCGACCGGGCUCCUGCGGUCAGCCAUGGAUCACUCUGUCCCAGAGGUGUGAAGACCAGGAGGAGGACUGUCAACUGUCAGGGUGUCUACAAUACAGAGAGAUCUCUCUUUGCUCUUUCUCUCUUUUCCUCAUAUCUUUAUCUGUCUCUCUCUCUCUCUCUGUCUCUCUCUCUCUCGCUUUCUGUCUUCAUACCAAACCACCUCCUGCAUCACAAUCAUCAUCGUCGCCAUUUCUCAUCUUUAACAUGAUCUUAAAAAUGCCUUUUUUUCUAUUCUUCAGUCAUUGAAUAUAUUCUCUACCUUUUCUACAUUUUCAUCAACUCUGUUGACAUUUCUAGUACGUUUUAUAUGUUAACCUCAUAGUCUAAGUAUUACAUAUUUUAUUUUCUUGUUUUGUACUUGAGAUCAAGAACCGUACAAAAUGUUUUUGUUUGUUUUUUAAAGCCAUGCACACUAUCAUGAGUCCAGAGCUUCCUCUUUAUUGUGAAGGUGAAUCAUUGGCACAUGACGUUUCAUCUUGUCAAAAUGCUGUAAAAGCCAGUGGUCAGUCAUCAGAGCCCUAUCAUGUAGAUCACGGCUGUGCUCCCAGUCCCUGCACUUAGCCCCUAAUGUGUGUGAACAUUAAAAAUCUGAGCUGAAUGAACACCUGGGGCCUCAUGUGAAAAAGUAUGCUGACUGAUUCCAGUGUCACUUUUACUUGGCCAGUAAAACCUAAUAGGUUAGUUAGUUUAUACCAUACAUUGGUGAAAAUUAGUGUUAUUUUUGGCAUUGAGAUAAGGUUUUGUUUUUUUUUUGUUUUUUUUAUGCUUCCCAGAUUCUAGCGUAAUUUACAGCAAGGCAGUUUCCACCUUCUUCAAGAGAUGGCAAUGUAUCAUUGUAUCACAUUUUCUGUCUCUGCGGGCUAAGGUCAUGAUGAGACUCUGAUGUGUUGAAUUUAUAGGUACUGGAAACACUGUGCACAUUCCAGGGGAAAGUGUAGGGAAAGCAGGGCAGCAGUAGAUGUUUGUUACCCUUUGCAGCUGGGACCUAACCCUGUCCACAAACACCACAAGAGCUGUUAGGCAAUGAAGAGCACAAGUCAGCAACAUCAAAAUGAACUAUGUGAUUGGCUAUCUGGAGGUCAGGUUUGUUGUAUAUGGUCUUCAAACCAUAUCAUUUUCAAGGGAAUUGUUGGUAUUUGUUUGGACAGGGUCUGUGCUGGGCCGACCCACUAAGUGCACUUUCCACUACCUUGUAAGAGGUUAUCUUUCCUGUGUCCAUUUUUAGUUACGUUCAACAGUUGUACUUUUUAUUGUUGUGUUUGUGGUGCCUCAUUUUAAUCAGAAAACUCAUGAAAACAUAUAACUUAUGUUAAACGAAGGAAACUGCUCAAAUUUGGCACUAGAUUCAUCACCUCAAAUUGAACGUAUUAAAAUUCCACCUCACGUGUUAAGCCAUUGACAUUGCUCUCCUCUGCGAAGUGUUAGAGGACGUCCCUCUGUAAUAUUCCUUCCUUGACUGAUGAGCGCAGCGAGAAUGAGGAGAGCUCACAGUUGUGAAUUUCUACUUCUUAUAUAAAGUUGCUCCUUUUAAUGCUGUUCAUGUUUGGAUGCAUGUAUUCCUUUAAUUUUCUAGGUAUGCAAUCUGAUAAACAUCACUGUCAUUCUGUAAGAAAAUUAGAAAAAUCUAAAAGUUUAUAUACGAAUGUAACCAAGAUAAUAUUGUAAAACAAAUAAACAGUCUUUCUGUUCA
Molecule: messenger RNA, 2744 nt
Organism: Micropterus salmoides (largemouth bass)
Lineage: Eukaryota; Metazoa; Chordata; Actinopteri; Centrarchiformes; Centrarchidae
Gene: sdcbp2
Product: syndecan binding protein (syntenin) 2
Exons: 9
Coding region: 157-1065 (302 amino acids)
Cellular component (GO): plasma membrane; cytoplasm
Molecular function (GO): protein binding
Source: RefSeq, a predicted model, not a curated record